CCCCGCCGCAAACACAGAAAUGGUUUGGCCACAGAAACAAGUUCUGAAUGAGUUCAUGGUUCUGCAGCCCCCAGCACCGUAUGGCUGCACGCAGCGCUACAGACAGGAAGCGGAAAAUACAGUCAGUCCCUCCGCUGCGGGCGAGGUUUAAGUAGACAGAAGUGCUUGGGGCGUAACCGGACCUCCUUUCCUAUCACCAGAUUGAACUUCUCUUCCUGGAUGGUUUCAGAGUUCGUUGAGAAGUGAGGAGGUUCACCAGAGGACAAAUGAUGACUAUCAAACCUUCAUCUCACACCACAGACUCAUGGCUGUUCUGUUGUCAGUGCGCGCUCAUGCCAGUGAUGGACCCCAGCCGGACCUGCGCUAACCUUAGCUGGCAUUCAUGAAACAGCAUUCCUCCUUACUGAGACCAGCUCCACAGAAUGCUGAGUCCUAUUGUCCCUUAUAGCCUGUUAAAGAUGCACUGGAACCCAGAGCAUGCCCAGCCCCUCAGCCAGUGGCCCGAGCAGCACCUGGACGUCUCCUCCACCACCUCCUCUCCAGCCCACAAGGGGGAUCUCUACUCCGGCCGCGGACGCAGCUCCUACAACUACGCCUGGGCCAACGACGACAUCUCCGCCCUCACAGCUUCAAACCUCCUGAAGCGCUACGCUGAAAAGUACGCAGGCGUGUUGGACUCACCGUACGACCGGCCUCCUACGGUGGGAACGUACCCAGAGCCGGGGGCGUUUGGGGGCCUUAACGGCCAGAAGACAGAGCUGGAGCCUUGGCCGCUCACACACAACGCUGAUGGCUCUUAUCCUUUGGUUCCUCCUGGAGGCCAUGAGAGUCUUUCGAGCUCCAAGACUGCUGCCACAUCUGCGGGGCCCCCUGGGGUGAGCAGCGUGUCAGUAGUCAACAGUAAUCUGUCAGACUCGGCCUACAGUGGCAGCAGCUCCUGCAGCGGUUCAGGCGAGUAUCCCUCCAGCUACAACGGCACCUAUCUCUCCUCAGGGUUCUGUCCUCAGCCCAAUGCAGUACUUCCCCCCACCUCCCUUCACACUCUGCAACCCACACCCACUCUGGUGCCCAGCUACAGCCCCAACACACCGGUUUAUAACUACCCACCGAGCACAUACCCACCCCAGACUAGCCUUGCUCCCAGCUACAGUCAUCCCUCCACAACAUACCUCCCCUCAGGUCUACCAGCUCCCACCCCCAUCCCCUCCAGGCCCACAGUGGUUGGAGGCUCAUACAGCUACCAGAGCGCCAACCUUGGAGCAUCCGAGUCUGGAGGGACAUUAAAGAGAAAGGCCUUUGAAAUGGGGGUAGAGGAGGAUGACAGUGGGGACCGAUCACGGUACAGGAAGUACAGCUAUGAUGCCCUGAAGGCUGGAGGAACCUCUCCCUAUGGAGUGAGUGAGAAAACAGAGUGCAGGGGAAACGGAUUCAGCAGCUCAGGCAGCUCAGACCCUCAAACCUUCAAGCCUAGCAAGCCCUCCUCUCAGCCCCUGGUGUCUCCUCAGUUUGGGGCUGGAGGGGAGUACAGUCCUCCUGCAGGCAUGACUGGGGAGAACGGGGUGACGGAGCAGGGCUUCACCCAGCAACAGCACCGCCCCCAGUCACUCAAACGCCCUUCGUUGUGUUCUGCACCUGUUGAAGCUAUGAAGAGCCCAGACCCCCGACUGCUGGAGCUCAUCAAUGGAGAGUUGUUAGACUGCAGCCCGGCACUGCUCUGGACCGAACUGUUUGGGCUCACUCACGUCAAGGCUGCCCUGGAAGAGGACCUGCUGUGGCCCGUGUUACGGCCCAGCCCACUGGUGCGCCCUCCAAGAACCGUCCUGCUGUUUGGUCCCAGAGGAGGAGGGAAGACAACACUGAUUCGUUCGUUGGCCUCGCAGAUGGGGGCUUCCUUCUACCGCGUGAGCGGACCUAUGUUGGCAUCUAAAGGGAAGCUCGAAGCAGAACACAUUCUGGGUUCUCUGCUGCAGGUGGCAGGGGCUCGGCAACCCGCCGUGAUUCUGCUCAGUCAGGUGGAAGCAAUGGAGGAGGAGGAGGGGCUGAGGCAGAUACUGCUAACAACCCUGGAGAAAAUCCAGGUGGGGCCCACAGGUUUGGUUAUUCUUGUGUGUGCCACUGGCAGGCCAGAUCUCCUGCCGGAUGCGGUCCACCGGAGCUUUGCCAAGAAGUAUUAUGUGAGCCUCCCUGACAUGGGGAUCCGUCAGCAUGUCCUGCUGCAGGCGCUGACGCCUCAGGGUUGCACCCUGAGCGAGAGGGAGAUGACCGCUGUGCUGCAGCGCACUGAGGGCUUCUCCGUGUGGGAGCUGCUGCAGCUGAGCCAGCAGGUGCUCUCCUCAGCAUCUUCCCCGGCCGGAGCCAUGCAUGGCCUCGCCACGUCCCCCAAAACUCCGGACUUUACAGAUUUUGAGAAUGCCUUUUGCAAGGUGCGCCCACACACCACCACAAAGGACCUGGACACUUGUAUAGAGUGGAGCAAGAUGUACAGCCACUGAGAAAGCAGCUAGUCACCGUACUCGGACUGCACUACGACCCUGUUUUUGCUUUGGCAUUUAAAGCCUUGGGGAUGUUUUGUUGUUGUUUCCUAAUUACUGAUUAUGCAGCCAAAAGAGCCAGAGAAUCUCGACGGUAGGGGCAGCGCUGAUAAAGUUAUUUCACUGGCAGGAACCUGACACGGUAUACUGUUUGUUUAGCCCAGAACACUGAUAAUAUUUGAUGUUUUCCCAAAGAAAAAGUGAGGUGAACGGGUUUUAGUCAUUUGGCCAACAGGGGAAAUCGGAGGGGUGUCUCGAUUAGCCUGGGUCCAGGACAAAAUCAGUUAUUUGUUGCUAGGCGAUGUGGUCCAACAUUAUGGAUAAUCAGGGUUUGGAAAAUCCGCCCUUUGGCUGCUACUCUCAGGAUCCUAUUUAUUACCAAUCCCCUUCCAUGUUAUCCUACAGUCAGUGUAGUCAUAGGAUUGUCGCUCAAAGGGCUUGGGAUCAGCAACACUUCAGCAACUGUUUUUUUUACCAAAAACUUGACAAACCAAAUACAUAAUAAUAAAAAAAGCACUGAUAAUUUCUCAAAACUGACAAGUAGUACAAAGUAAAAAUCGCAGCAUGUUGAUAUUCACAAUAGCUUUUUUACCAAACUAUGACACAAAAACCUUCUCGGAGAAAACAAGUGAAGCUGGGCCUCCUUUGUCCUGGAAUGCAGCUGUUGAAGUGGAGUGUUUUUAUGUUUCGUUGCAGAACCAUGCCUCCACCCAUCUAAUCACCAACUGUGCGGUGCUUACAGUAAAUAUAGUACGAUGAACCCAAAACCUGCUUCACGAUUCACAUUCCACAUCAGGUUCAGUUUCCCACCUGCAGAACAACACCUGCUCAUUCAGCUUGUCCCACAUCGUGUUGGUUUUCCUGCCUCCGCUCCUCCUGUCUUUUUUUUUUUUUUGUUUCGUUUUUUUUUUUUUUCUUGUAUUAUGUGAUAUUGUUUGAAAUGCUCAGGAAGAAUUUCUUUACCUCAGAAAUAUGAAAUAAAGAAUGUAUGUAAUCUUAGGGUCUUAGAUGAGAGUGAGAUAGAAGAGCGAGGAGGACCGUGACAGUCUCGUGAAAAACCCAUUGCGGCUGGGCUUGUACCUUAGCAGAGAAACUUGAAUAUUCUACAAAGAGUAACAUUGAAUGUAAUUCAGGUAUUUCAAAGGAUAUUUGAUGCCAUAAAUCCAUGUAUUAUUAUAUAUGAAUAUAUAAAUACAUUUUUUUUGUUCGUUUCAGUUCUUUUACCAUUUAUUUUUAAUGUAGUUUAUGGUGAAGUGAUGAUUGUCUUUGAGAAAUGUAGAAAACAGAAAAUAUUUCUUCUUUUGUUGGACAGACUGCUGGGAAAUGCACCGUUUGGUGUUUUCCUCUCAUAUCUACACACACAGACAUCAUUUACCAGCAAACCUUGGCAAAUGUGUAAAAACCCUUAAAAUAAUUUAUUCUACUAGUUUAACGUCGCAGAAAUACAUUCAGAAAGAUCCAAUCUAAAAACCUCCCAAAUUUGUCAACUUUUUUAAGUUGAUUGGAGUUUUUAUGAAGUUUGAGAUAAAACUCCUUUUACCUGGAGUUGUCCUACAGAAAACCUCUAUGUUCAUGAGGUAACAAUCUCAUCAGUUGUUUGAUUUUCAUUUCAUUUACUGUCAAUAUGGGCUCCUUGUGUAAAUAUUAGCUUACUUAAUAAAGGGGCCCAUUUUAACAUUUUAAUUUUUUUUAUUAUUGGGCUCUUGGGUUGAUGAGGACCCAUGCGUAUUUUGCCACCAUAACAACAACUAGAUGCUUCCCUCACACCAAAUGGCCCCUUAGGAGGUCAGUAAACAUGUGGACUUGUAUUAACCCUUUAACUGGAGCUGUGGCUUUUGUCAGAUGAGACAAAAUUGUGCUGUUAAGAAAUAAACACUCUCGGUGGGUCCGGUGCAAAAAAAAAAAAUAUUAAGAGGCCUUAAAGUAUGACGGAGGAUCAGUGAUGCUGUGGGUCUCUUGUUUGAGUGCAUGGAAACACCAGGAACCUAUAGUAAAAUAUUGAUUUAUUUUAAGGCUUUUUGCACAUUUUUAUGAGGCGUGCCAAGGAAUCUGACCGCAACUGUAAGUUUGUUCUAUGUUGUGGUUCUAAAUUGUAUUUCUGAAUUUGAAAAAAUAAACACAGAACCAACCCCAAUGCACUGACAGUCAACAUCUGAACCCGAAACUUGAUUAAAAUUGCUUAGAAUAUCAACCCCAACUAGUAGUUCAGACCAAGGUGUUGCAUGUGGCUUUCAGUACAUCGCAAAGAUUAAAUAUUUACAAUUAUUUUGUGCAUAAGCCGGCAUGUAGACAAUCCAGCAAUAUAUCUCCUUCUACAGCAGGUCCUUUUAGACGCUGGAACAAACCCAGUCAAUGUUCUGCAGGCAAAGCGGCUCGUAAGUUUCAGGAUGAUGUAAUAUUUCCCUAUCCUCCAUCCCACCCUCUGUCGCUCCGUCCUCAUCAUUCUUUUUUUUCUCUCUCUCUUUUCCAAAAUGCAAUCUCAUUAGACUGGAUUGCCCCCGGCCACAGGCUCCAGUGACCAUGUGGCGUUGAAUCUCCUCCCCAACAUCCCUCCUCCUCCCCUCCUACUUCCCUUAUUCUGAUUUCUCCGGAGUGGAAGUGGACUGAUUGAUGCCCAGCAAUCCUAUAUCUCAGAGCAGCCUUCCCUCACCAGCUGGUGGCUUCGGCCAGAUCAAUCAGAGUGACCCCCACUGUCUUGGAAAUUAAAAAAACAAAACAAAACACUUUACCACAAUUGCUCACAUUAAAUUACAGAAAUGAAAUCACUUCCUUCUCUCUGUCGACAGUUUGUCCAUCAAAACAAGCUUUUAUUUUGUCCACUUCUAAUCUGCCCACCGCAGUAACUUUUUCUCUUGGUUAUUGUACAUUUUCUGUGACCAUUUCUACCUCAUUUUUGCAGCAUAUUGUACAUGAAAAUAUUUAUUUCAUGUCGUUUUAUUUGAUGUCUGUUUUAAAAAUGAUAAUGAUGUUUCUUGAACUGUAAUAGUCUACCUCAGAAAAGACUGUAUUUUAAGAGAAGAGUAUCACACAAUAUUAAACAGAAUUUGUCAAUAUUG
Poecilia latipinna (sailfin molly) is the source of this 5587-nucleotide messenger RNA. RefSeq names its product fidgetin like 2 (gene fignl2). The record is from RefSeq and is a predicted model, not a curated record. The transcript is spliced from 4 exons. NCBI's taxonomy places the organism in Eukaryota, Metazoa, Chordata, Actinopteri, Cyprinodontiformes, Poeciliidae. Gene Ontology annotation, molecular function: ATP binding; ATP hydrolysis activity; microtubule severing ATPase activity. Bases 423 to 2492 code for a protein of 689 amino acids.